This is a messenger RNA of Pistacia vera, 773 nucleotides long. RefSeq lists its product as uncharacterized. The record is from RefSeq and is a predicted model, not a curated record. Gene Ontology annotation, molecular function: zinc ion binding; nucleic acid binding. Lineage: Eukaryota; Viridiplantae; Streptophyta; Magnoliopsida; Sapindales; Anacardiaceae. The coding region runs from base 81 to 410 and encodes 109 amino acids. The transcript is spliced from 2 exons.
UCGUCAGUCAAAAGAAUGACUAUGAAUCUGGGCGAUCACAAUUUGGAAGUGGCAACAAAGGAGGAGGGUCAAAUAGUAAUAUGGGAGGAAUUGUGUGUCACUAUUGCCAUAAGCCAGGACACAUGAAGCGUGAUUGUAGAAAGCUUCAGAACAGAAAUAAAAGAAAUCCCUCUGCCCAUGUUGCAUCCACUAAUAAUACUUCGGAUCAGUCAGUUCCUAUCUCUGCAGAUGAAUUUGCCAAGUUUUCAUUGUACCAGGAAUCAUUAAAAGCUUCACCUACUCCUGUCACAGCUAUGGCUGACUCAGGUAAGCCAAAUACAUGUCUCCUUUCCUCAUCCUCCAAAUUCGUCAUUGACUCUGGUGCAACAGAUCACAUGUCAGGAUCUUACGACGAAGAAGAUUAUUGGUAAAGGACAUGAAUCUGGAGGUUUAUACAUUCUCGACAGACCAAAAUCUACACCUGUCGCUUGUUCUAGUGUUGCAUCCCCGUUUCAAGCACAUUGUCGUUUGGGCCAUCCAUCUCUUCCUUCAUUGAAGAGAUUGUGUCCUCAGUUUAAUAAAGUGUCUACAUUAGAGUGUGAGUCAUGUCAGUUUGCUAAACAUCAUCGUGUCAGUUUUAGUCCUAGAGUCAAUAAAAGAGCUAAUUCUCCCUUUGAGUUAGUUCACUCUGAUGUUUGGGGUCCUUGUCCAGUUCUGUCUAAAACUGGUUUUAGAUAUUUUGUUACAUUUGUGGACGAUUACUCUCGUAUGACUUGGUUAUUCUUAAUGAAAAA